Molecule: messenger RNA, 1428 nt
Organism: Aureobasidium namibiae CBS 147.97
Lineage: Eukaryota; Fungi; Ascomycota; Dothideomycetes; Dothideales; Saccotheciaceae
Exons: 2
Coding region: 1-1428 (475 amino acids)
Biological process (GO): inner mitochondrial membrane organization
Cellular component (GO): mitochondrial inner membrane
Source: RefSeq, a predicted model, not a curated record
AUGCCACCGCCGCCUGAGGAUGUCCAACAGAGAAUCGAUGCAGCUAUCCUCGACGCGGCAAGGGCAAGCCGCCCCGCUCCCCCUCGUGAAGCAGCACCCGAGCUGAAGCCUGCGCCUGCACCUGCACCUGCACCUGCAGUGGAAAAGCAGCUCCCAGAACAAGCUGCGACAGACACACUCCAAGACACUCCACAAGAAACUCCCGUCGAAGAGGAACACCCCAAGACACAAGCAGAAGUGGUGGCGGAGAAGGUCAUGAAGGAGGAAGCGAUUGCUGAGGAGGCACUGCCGUCAAAGCAUCAAGAGCAGAGAUGGCAUCUGUCCAAGCGGGUACAAGAGCGUAUGGACGAGCUGCUGGCCAAGGCCGCAGUCGUCAGUCACAAGGUCAACAACUACACGGGAACCGACUACUCGGGCAUCGAACGCUUGCGUCGCGACAUCAUCGACCAAGAACAACUUGUCAAGGCUGCCCAUGCCGACGUCAACGCCGCAAAGGUCGCCUAUACCACAUCCUACAGUCAACAAGCUGCCUCGCAGAAAGAAGUCGUCGGCCUCCUCGAACGCAAACAUUCAUGGUCAGCCGCCGAUCUUGAGCGCUACAUGUCUCUGAUCCGCUCCGAGCACUUGAACGAACAGGCCGUGCAGGCUGCGAAAGAGCAUCUUGCAAACACCGAACGCCACCUCGAAGACGCCAGAGGAAAGCUCGAGAAAAAGGAACGCAAACAAUAUCACGAGGAGCAGAUCUGGAGUGACACAAUCCGUCGCAACAGUACUUGGGUGACAUUCGGGCUAAUGGGUCUGAACAUCUUCUUGUUAUUGGCCAACUUGGUCAUCUUCGAACCCUGGAGAAGGCGAAGGAUUGUCAGAGAGAUCAAGACUGCUCUGGACGAGAAGACGACGCAGGUACCAUCGCUAGCGCCUGUUGCCGAAGCUGAGAUUGACAAGGUUGUCGAGCCAGUCCAGCAACCUCUGGAGAAGAUCGAAGAGCACAUCGUCGGAACAAUCCAGGCAGCUGCUGCAGAAGUCAUGCCCGAGACGGCGAUAGAGGUAGCCCCCGACGCACAGCCUGAAGCCGCGGCUGGCAGCGAGGUCACGGUCGGAGAAACACCGCUCGCAGCUGGAGAAGUCCUACCCGAAGAAGCCGUUGAAGUCAGCGAUCCGGCUGCAGCGAUCAACGAGUCCGUCGAGAAAGCAGUCGAAGAGCCGAUGCAACGGGCGGAGCCCGAGAACUGGGAGGAGAGACUCGCUCUUUGGAAGGAGGUGAUACAUGUCAAGUUGACUUUGUACAAAGCCAAGUUGCAAGACCUGUUCUCGGAGCGUCAAGUCACAGUCAAGCGGAUUGACGUAACGAUGAUAGCUCUCGAGGGCGCUGCAGCCGGUGUGGCAGUAGUCGGACUCGUGUGGGCGCUGCUCAACGCCCGAUCAUGA